Molecule: messenger RNA, 408 nt
Organism: Aplysia californica (California sea hare)
Lineage: Eukaryota; Metazoa; Mollusca; Gastropoda; Aplysiida; Aplysiidae
Product: keratin, type I cytoskeletal 9
Source: RefSeq, a predicted model, not a curated record
GUGGAUCAGGAGGUAGUGGAUCAGGAGGAAGCGGCUCCUCUCCUUCCAACAGCAGCCCGUUUGGGAGUGGAAGUGGUUCAGGGGGUAGUGGGGGCGGCUCUGGAAGCGGUGGAAGUGGUUCAGGAGGUAGUGGGGGCGGAACUGGUGGCAGUGGUGCCUCUGGAGGUUCUAACCCUGGCGGUAUCACCUCGAGCGUAGGCGGGAACUCGGGUCCUUCCACUGGAGGUUCAGGAGGUAGCGGCUCCUCCCCUUCCAACAGCAGCCCGUUCGGCAACAGCCCCUCUAGUUCUGCGGCAGGUUCAGCUGGAGCUUCGAACUCUCAACCAUCCGGCAGCGGGGGCGGGAGUCUCACGCCUCCUAAAGGAGGGGCAGCCGGAUCAGCGGCAUCGCCAAACCAACAAGUACAGG